AGAUGGCGCCUCAUCAAGAAAGAUAGGAUGGCUUGAAGAGAGUGAUGAUGUUGGUCGGGAAAUGAUUGAUAACGACACAAUUGAUAAACUUUAGACCCUCGCUUGCUAUUAAACGAACAGCCGCCGUCCAUGUUGUGAACCCGUGUGUCUGACAGAACGGACUUUAUGGAGGACUGAGGCGGAAAAAACUGUGAACUUUCCUCCCGUCAGCUAGCCGACUGGCCCGAGCACAGCUGGCCGACGUUAGCUCAGCAGCACUCAUCACAACAACAGAGGAAGGAGAGCGGCCACCGGCCCGCACACACCCCGGGACAUCGAGGUGUCUUCGGGGCAAUGGAAGGGGAAGAGUUUGUACCUCCUCCGGAGUGUCCAGUAUUUGAACCGUCAUGGGAGGAGUUCCAGGACCCCCUUGGCUACAUUGCCAAGAUUCGUCCAAUUGCAGAGAAGUCUGGAAUCUGCAAAAUCCGACCGCCAGCAGACUGGCAACCACCGUUUUCAGUGGAGCUGGAUACCUUCCGGUUCACACCCCGCAUCCAGAGGCUUAAUGAGUUGGAGGCGGAGACCAGAGUGAAACUUAAUUAUUUGGACCGCAUCGCCAGGUUUUGGGAAGUCCAGUCAUCCUCCUUGAAAAUCCCACAUAUUGAAAGGCGCAUCCUUGAUCUUUUCAGCCUCUCAAGGGUUGUGACAGAUGAAGGAGGUUUUGAGAUGGUCUGUAAGGAACGGCGCUGGGCUCGUGUGGCCCAGAGACUUGGCUACCCGCCAGGCAAGAAUAUUGGUUCUCUGCUGCGCUCGCACUAUGAGAGGAUCGUCUACCCCUUUGAAGUGUUCCAUUCUGGUGUCAGCUUGCCGCAUUGCAAGCCAAAGCACUACGAUGGUGAGGAAGUGGAUAAAGAGUACAAGCCACACUCCAUCCCCCUGCGACAGUCUGUGCAUCCCUCCAAAACAAGCAGUUAUGGACGCAGAGCGAACCGCUGCCAGCCUGAUGGUCCAGAGGAUCUGGCCCCCCAUCCUCUCACCACUGGCUCUCAACUCAUCUCUGCGCCUGAACCUACAGAGGAAGACAUAGAGAAGAACCCAGAACUGAAGAAGCUUCAGAUCUACGGGGCAGGACCAAAGAUGAUGGGACUUGGACUUGUGGCAAGGUACAAAGGCAUCAGGAAGAAAGAUGAACUGCCUCAAACCGUUACCAUCAAGGCCAGCGCGUCUCCUGCUCCCGGUGAUACCUCCGUCAAAGCGGAGCCACUGGAGCCUCAAGAGAAGCAGAGUGACGGCGGUACGUCCAGCCCCCAACCGCCGCGUCCGACCAUCGCAGUAAAGACGGAAGUGAAGAAGGAAGAACCAGAGGUAGAAGGUGGUAAAAAAAAGGAGGACGAUGUUACAGCGUGCACCAAAAUGACCAUGAGGCUUCGUCGCAACCUCAACAACCCGCAGAGUGUGGAUUCUUUUGUGUGUCGAAUGUGUGGUCGGGGAGAUGACGACGAGAAACUCUUGCUGUGUGAUGGCUGCGACGACAACUACCACACCUACUGUCUACUGCCCCCCCUCACGGAGCCUCCCAAAGGCAACUGGCGUUGCCCUAAAUGUCUGGCAGAGGACUGCAAGAAACCUUCCGAAGCGUUUGGCUUUGAACAGGCGACACGAGAGUACACUCUGCAGAGUUUUGGGGAAAUGGCAGAUGCUUUCAAAGCGGAUUACUUCAACAUGCCUGUCCACAUGGUUCCCACUGAGCUGGUGGAGCGAGAGUUCUGGAGGUUGGUUAGUAGUAUCGAGGAAGACGUGGUUGUUGAGUACGGAGCGGACAUACACUCGAAGGAUUUUGGCAGCGGUUUCCCGAUGAACAAUGGCAAGAAGGAGCUCACAAAGGAAGAAGAGGAAUACGCCCGCAGCGGCUGGAACCUGAAUGUGAUGCCCGUGCUGGAGCAGUCGCUCCUGUGCCACAUUAAUGGAGACAUCUCUGGGAUGAAGGUGCCGUGGCUUUAUGUCGGCAUGGUGUUCUCGGCUUUCUGCUGGCACAUUGAGGAUCACUGGAGCUACUCCAUCAACUACCUGCACUGGGGGGAACCCAAGACGUGGUAUGGGGUUCCCUCUGUGGCAGCUGAGCGACUUGAGGAAGUGAUGAAGAAGCUGACGCCAGAGCUGUUUGAGUUUCAACCUGACCUCCUGCACCAGCUGGUCACCAUCAUGAACCCCAAUAUCCUCAUGUCUCAUGGCGUACCGGUUGUUCGUACCAACCAGUGUGCUGGUGAGUUUGUCGUCACCUUCCCCAGAGCCUACCACAGCGGCUUCAAUCAGGGAUACAACUUUGCCGAAGCUGUCAACUUCUGCACUGCAGACUGGCUGCCUGCUGGCCGUUCCUGUAUCGAGCACUACCGGCGUCUGAGGCGGUAUUGUGUGUUCUCGCACGAAGAGCUCACCUGUAAAAUGGCUACCAGCCCCGAGAAGCUAGACCUCAACCUGGCUGCAGCUACACACCGAGAAAUGUUCAUUAUUGUUCAGGAGGAGAGGAAGCUGCGAAAGGGUCUGAUGGAAAGGGGCAUUACUGAAGCGGAGCGCGAGGCAUUUGAGCUGCUGCCUGACGAUGAGAGGCAGUGUGACCUCUGUAAGACCACGUGCUUCCUCUCCGCUCUGGCCUGCUCGAACUGUCCCGCGAAGCUGGUGUGCCUCUCGCACACUCAGGAUCUGUGCAACUGCCCCACUGAAAAACUCUACCUCAGAUACAGAUACACCCUUGAUGAGCUGUUGGCCAUGCUGCAUCGAUUAAAGGUUCGGUCCGAGUCCUUUGAUUCCUGGGCCAACCGAGUGAAAGAGGCACUUGAGCAGGAAGAAGGAAACAAGAUAGGAAUUGACGACCUGAAGAUGCUGAAGCUGGAAGCGGUGGAAAAAAAGUUUCCCGACAAUGAACUGCUGCGGAAGCUCAACACUGUUGUUAAAGACAUAGAACGCUGCCAGCAGACCAGCACGGAGCUCCUCAGUAACUCAAUGACCAGUGAAAGUAAGAUGACCUUGGCAGAGCUGAAAUCCUUGGUGGAGAAGAUGCAGAACCUGCCAUGUGUGAUCGCCCAGCUGGAGGAAGUGCAGGUGGUUCUGCGGACAGUGGAGGAUUUCCAAAGGCAGGCUCAAUUACUGGCCAAUGACAGGGACUGGAGGAGGGACUCCUCGCCACCUGAGCAGUUGCAGACUCUGUUGGAGCAGGGCGCCCAGCUGCUCGUUGUGGUGCCGGAGUGUGAUUUACUCCAGGGCCUCAAGGAGCAGAGCCAUUGGCUCGCAGAGGUGAGACGCACCCUUGGCACAGAGGGGGGAGAAAGGCAGGAGGUGAUGUUGGACGUUUUGAGAAACCUGAUGGAAGCGGGCUGCAACGUACCCCAGAGUGUUUCCGUGGAGACGGCCAUGGCAGAGCUCCAGGAGCUGCUCACGAUUGCCGAGCGUUGGGAGGAGAAGGCGCAGAUCUGCCUCGAGCAGAGGCAAAAACAUCCCCUCUCGACUCUGGAGGCCAUCGUGAACGAGGCCCAGCUGAUCCCAGUCAAGCUGCCCAACAUUCUCGCUCUCCAGGACUGUCUCACUCGAGCACGCGCCUGGGUCACAGACCUCGAGGAGAUCCAGAACGGGGAGCAUUACCCCUGCCUGGAUGACCUCGAGGGCCUGGUGGCUAUUGGAAGAGACUUGCCCGUCUUCAUGGAGGAGUUAAGGCAGCUGGAGCUGCAGGUAGCCAGCGCUCAUUCCUGGAGGGACAAGGCCACCAAGACCUUCCUGAAGAAGAGCAGUCAGCACAGUCUGCUGGAGGUUUUAUGUCCGUGUGCAAAAAGGAGGGAGAGGCGAGGUGAGAUGGGGCCCCUGGAGGAUACCAACACUCUGGGCCUCUCUGCUCACGACCUGAGGGACCCGGCCGCUAUAGUGCUGGCGUUCAAAGAAGGGGAGCAGCAGGAAAAGGAGGCGCUGCUGAGAUUACGGAAACUGAACAUGUGCAAGUCUGGACUUAACUCCUCAAGUUGCAAGGAGAACAAGGAGAACGGGCGGUGGGAGGACGCCAUGGAGACGGACACGUCCAGCCACUCGGUGGACUCUAUAAAGGAGAACGGCGCCGCCCCCCCCCAGUCCGUCUGCGUGUGCACCGGUCAGCCCCGCGCGCCUCAGCUCCGCUGUCACCUGUGCAAGGACUGGUUCCACGGCGGCUGCGUUCCCUCCCCCUCCCUGCUCCCCUCCUCCGGCCCGCCCAGCGGGAACCCCCUCUGCUGGUGGGACUGGGACGCGCGCUUCCUGUGUCCGCGGUGCCAGCGGUCCCGGCGCCCGCGCCUGGAGACGAUCCUGGCGCUGCUCGUCGCCCUGCAGCGGCUGCCGGUGCGCCUGCCGGAGGGCGAGGCGCUGCAGUGCCUCACGGAGCGGGCCAUCACCUGGCAGGGCCGGGCCAAGGAGGCGGUGGAGACCCCCGAGCUGCAGCGGGCCCUCCAGAGGCUGCAGGUACUCCGGUGCGACGCGGAGACCAAGGAGACCAAAGGGAGCGCCGUGAUCGUUUUGUCCGACUCCGAGGGCGGGGAGGCGGAGGAGGGCGUCAUCGACCUGACGGACGAGAAUUCGCCCAAAAAGAACCCCAAGGAAAGCAACGGCACUCAGGCCGGAUGUGAAAAUGGCAUCAGCAAGAAGUCUGUUACAGGCGUGGGCUCUCUGCUGCCGCUGCUGCCGCUGCUCCGGGGUCAGGUGGUGGCGCUGCUGCCGGCCACCAAAGUCCAGCUGGAGGAGCUGCAGCUGGAAGGCGAUCUGCUCGAGGUGUCCCUGGACCAGACGCUCAUCAUCCACAGAGUUCUGCAAGCUGCGUCCGCUCCACAACGAGAAACACUGCGCACACUCAUCCAGAUUGAGCUCGAAGAGCAGAGGCGGACGAGCCGCGGGCGAGCCAAGGACUCCAAGCGGAAGAGAAAGAGCCACCGAGGAGGCAGCGGGGACGGGGCAGGAGAACGGUCACUGGACCCCUCGGAGUCCAAGAAAAACUGUCCCCUCAGCCCCGCCCCUCAGUUACCUGUCCAGACCAAUCCAGAGAUUUUGUGAUGGUCACCGCUGGAUCUCCGUUUGGACGGAUUAGUCUGAGGAAUGGAAGGGACGGAUCAUUCUGUGCCAGAAGACGAGUUACCGAAAGAUGCAGGACAUCCCCACCCCUGUGCCCGCCGUCCCUCCUCGUCCCUCAUUCACUCGUCCAGACGCUGACAGAGCGAUGACUCUUCGUCUACACUCCACCGCCUCACCCGAAACUCAGCCACAUCUCACUCGUCUUGAUUUUUUAUUUUCAGGCUCACCCCCACCCUUAUUCUCCGCCUUCCCCGGACUCAUUUCUCCCGUGAACAUAUUCAGACCGUGUCGGACCGCUGUGGGACUUGCGCAAUAGGAGUGUCUUUGGUCUAGAGUUGUCUCUGAGGUCAGUCAGUAUGCUACGUUAUCCCAACUGUAUUACAUGUUAGUUGAACUGAAGCCCGUCUCCCCGCCGGCUGUUGCCGUUUCACUUCCCGGUUGAAGCGACGGGAUGUAUUUAGACAGUUCUGUUUGGGCACGGAUCCCGAAGCUGAGGUACAGCAGAAGGUUCCGACUGCUGAUCUCGGACAACAGCACCGUGGUUACACUUGUAUUUUUUUAGUUUUAUUGAAUCUUGUAUUUGAUGCUGUUUUUGAGGGGACAUGCAUUUUGUAUAAACUGAGUACAUUUUGGGAAGUGUUAAAAACAGGCAUUCAUGUUUUUGGUGCUACUUUCCCAAAAUGGAUAUCUGUACCUCUUAGCUUUGUCUUUCGCCUCCCUUUCCUCCCCUUGAUCCCUUUUUUUUUUUUUUACGUUUUCCUUUUCUCCCUCCCUCGUUCUCUCUCUUCGCAAAUUAAGGUAACUUCACUGUAACUUGUCACAACUUAUUUUGUUUCCUGGGUUCAAAUAUUAUUAUUAUUAUUGAUAUUGCAGACACACAGUUGUCAUGAGUUUGUGUAUACACUUUUCAUUUUAAUGUUGCCUUUGUUUCUUUUCACUCUUGUUAGAAAAAUAAAGGUUUAGAAUUGUUUCGGC
This is a messenger RNA of Pseudoliparis swirei, 6033 nucleotides long. It is a transcript of the gene kdm5c, whose product is annotated as lysine (K)-specific demethylase 5C. The transcript is spliced from 29 exons. Gene Ontology annotation, cellular component: nucleus. The coding region runs from base 334 to 5040 and encodes 1568 amino acids. The record is from RefSeq and is a predicted model, not a curated record. NCBI's taxonomy places the organism in Eukaryota, Metazoa, Chordata, Actinopteri, Perciformes, Liparidae. Gene Ontology annotation, biological process: chromatin remodeling. Gene Ontology annotation, molecular function: histone demethylase activity; DNA binding.